Ilyonectria robusta is the source of this 908-nucleotide messenger RNA. RefSeq lists its product as uncharacterized. The transcript has 5 exons. Bases 86 to 709 code for a protein of 207 amino acids. The record is from RefSeq and is a predicted model, not a curated record. NCBI's taxonomy places the organism in Eukaryota, Fungi, Ascomycota, Sordariomycetes, Hypocreales, Nectriaceae.
GCCCCCGCCGCGGCUGUCUCUUUCGUUUUUUUCCUUCUCGCUUCCCGCCUGGUUGCCGCUUCGAUUACGUCUCGAUUUCGCCACGAUGCCUCCCCGCACGACCCCCGAGGAGCGGAAGGCGAAGGCUGCAGCCCGUCGCCGUGAGAAAGCCGCCCAGAAGAAGGCUGAGAAGAAGGCCCGCGACGAGGCCGCUGCGGCUGCCCCGGCUUCCCCCGCCGACGAUGAGGAGGAGGAGGAGGAGGGGGAGGAGGAGGAGGAGGUUGUCGUCACUCCCCUCAAGCGUCCUUCCGGCGGUGCCGCUGCGGGUGCGGCCAAGGGUUCGAAGAGACCCAAGCCCGACACCCCUUCGCCUCGUCCUGCUCUGGAAGUGCCCGACAAGCCGCCGUCCCUCCUGGUUGAUGUAGAGAAAGUCUUCUUUGCCGAGAAAGUUGGUGGUUACCGACCCAUUCCCUGCACCCGCUGCGCUCGGUCAAUGGUUUUGGCCAGUGCUCCUGGUCGUUUCUGCUUUGCCUACGGAUCCAGUGGCCGCUGCGCCCACUGUGUGAAGGGGAAGCAUGUUUGCGGUUCGAUUUCUUCUCACUCUGCCGACCUCGUCGCUCCCGCCCGUGCUAUGUCCAUGGCCCACCUGGCCUGGUAUCACGCUUGCCGGGAGGCGGGCACGACCCUCAGCCGCGUAGGUACCUCUGCGGUUUCUUGGGGAUCUUGCUAAUUUGGUGUAGUCCGACGAUGUAAACAAGACCGAGGAGAUUUUCAGCCGUCGCGACCAGCGGGCUAUCGCUGCGGCCUCUGCUGCGGGUGGGUCGAAGAACAAGGUGGUCGCUGGGUUGGCCCUGGGGGCCCUCGGCGGUGGCUCUGCGGCUGCUAAGACCAACCGUCUCCUUCGCCGCCUUGUCGUCCUUGGUGAGGCC